This is a messenger RNA of Anoplophora glabripennis (Asian longhorned beetle), 1882 nucleotides long. Its product is annotated as lysosomal Pro-X carboxypeptidase. The record is from RefSeq and is a predicted model, not a curated record. The coding region runs from base 34 to 1539 and encodes 501 amino acids. Lineage: Eukaryota; Metazoa; Arthropoda; Insecta; Coleoptera; Cerambycidae. The transcript is spliced from 5 exons. Gene Ontology annotation, biological process: proteolysis. Gene Ontology annotation, molecular function: dipeptidyl-peptidase activity; serine-type exopeptidase activity.
AGGCAGAAGAAAAAAUAAAGCAGAUUGGAAAGGAUGUUGUUCCUUAGCUUCCUUUUACUUCCCAUCGUCUUAGCCCAAGAUGCGGAAUACACCUUUGAAACAAAAUAUAUUGAUAUUCCACUAGAUCACUUUAACUUUAGAGAAAAUACCACUUUCACAUUAAAGUAUCUGGUGAAUGAUACCUUUUUUGGACCAAAUGGAACAAUAUUUAUCUAUGCAGGGAAUGAAGGAGAUAUUGAAAUGUUUGCCCAAAAUUCUGGUUUUAUAUUCGAUAUUGCGCCUGAGUUUAAUGCUCUGAUUAUUUUUGCUGAACACAGAUAUUAUGGCGAAUCUCUGCCUUUCGGCAACCUAUCGUAUUCUUCCCCUGAAUACAUGGGCUAUUUAAGUUCAUCUCAAGCUCUGGCCGAUUUUGUGUACUUAAUAAAUGAGUUGCAAAAAUUAUAUGCCACAGAUGACGACGCGAAAAAGUUACCAGCAGUAGCAUUUGGUGGAUCAUAUGGAGGGAUGUUGGCUGCUUGGCUAAAAAUGAAAUAUCCAAAUUCGAUUAUAGGAGCUGUAGCUAGUUCGGCACCGAUUUGGAUGUUUAAAGAUCAAAAUCCAUGUGAUGAGUUUUAUAAAAUUGUUACAGAAGACUUCAGAAUUCUCGGUAGCGAGAAGUGUGUCACUACUAUUGAAGAGUCAUGGGAAAUUAUUCGAUCAUACACACAAAAUGCAACAGGAAAGUCAGAACUUGCCGAAUUAUGGAACUUUUGCACCGUAUUUGAAACUGACGAUGAAAUCAGCACAUUAGUCAGUUGGUUAUCAAACAUAUAUGCGGCACUUGCUGAAACAAAUUAUCCUUACCCUACAAGCUUUCUAGUACCACUGCCGGCGAAUCCUGUUAAAGAAUUUUGCAACAAAAUUGAUGAUCUAGAGUUUGAUGACGACAUAGGUCUCUUAACAGCAAUCGGUGAAGCCUUGCAGGUUUAUACCAAUUAUACAGGUACUACUGAAUGUAAUCAACUUGAAUCGACAUCCGCGCAAUUAGGAGAGACGGGAUGGUACUUUCAGGAAUGUACUGAGAUGAUAAUGCCAUUCUGUUCUGGAGACUCAGACAUGUUUGAAACUACUGAGUACAAUUUCGAAGAGUUCUCCGAUUGGUGCUACAACAAAUAUGGUGUUCGUCCUCGCGACGAGGAUGUUCCCAUUUUACAAUACGGAGACAAAGACCUGAGCACUGCCAACAAUAUUAUAUUCAGCAACGGACUUUACGAUCCUUGGUCUGGUUAUGGGGUUCUAACAAACGUUACACCAAAUAUUGUAGCGAUUGUUAUAUCCGAGGGAGCCCACCAUUCUGAGUUAAGAGCUGGCAAUGAAAACGAUCCCGAAUCUGUGAAAGAGGCUCGACUGAUUCAGAUUCACCACAUUAAUAAGUGGGUGGAAACAUAUUAUAAUGGAGAGGUAGUGAGUUCUGGUAAUUAUGUUAUCCCCGCAAGUAACAUACAGUAUGCCAUGACAUGUUUCAUAAUAUUGUACUACUUUUAUUCCUUGGAUAAUUAAGUUCAUCAUUCAUGAAGAAUAACAGGGUGUUUAGAAAUAAGUUGCAAUUUUUAUGACUUUGUUGCAUUGGAUAUAAAAUAACCAAAGUUACAUAUAAAGAGCUGUCAUUUUGAUACAUAUCUUUGUGAUUUUCAAUUGUUUCUAGAUUUAGUACACUGUAAUUUGUAGAAAAAUUACAACUUUUGCAACAUAACCUACUUUAUAUUUAUAAUAUAAUAAUAAUAGUUAGCAAUAGUGCCAAUUUAAUUUGUAACAUCCUGUAUAAAAUCUCACAGUGGUACUGGUGACUUGUGUAGAAAAACUUGUAUUUUCUUAGUUGGAAUAAAACAAGCAUUUUAUCUAA